AUGGUCUUCACAUCGCCGAAAUGGGUUCCUCAGUUGCCCAUAGACCCUCCGGAUACCAUCACCAUUGCUGAGUUCAUGAGCAAUGAAAAGUACGGUCGCUAUCCUAUUGCGGAAGCAAGAAACCCGUACACUUGUGGCCUAUCGGGCAAGUCGUACACAGCGUCCGAGGUGAAGCAGCGAACAGACUACAUGGCCAGGGCACUCUCAAAGAAGCUCGAUUUCGCGCCCAACGAGGGCACAGAGUGGGAUAAGGUCAUCGCGCUCUUCUCGCUCAACACGAUUGAUUACAUUCCCUUCACCCAUGCAAUCCAUCGCCUGUCAGGCAUUGUCACCCCCGCCAGUGCCGCGUACUCGGCUCAAGAACUCGAGCAUCAGCUGCGCUCCUCCAACGCCAAGGCUCUCUUCACCUGCAUUCCCUUGUUGGAGACUGCUCUCAAGGCCGCGAAAGCUGUCAACCUUCCUAAUGACCGCAUUUUCUUGCUGCCAGUACCCGGCGUCAGCCAGAAGACGCCCUAUAUCACACUCGACGACUUGGUCGAGGAGGGAAAAUCUCUGCCUGAAGUGGAACCCUUGAAAUGGGUCAAGGGACAAGGCGCACGCCAAGUUGCCUAUUUGUGCUACUCGAGUGGCACUUCCGGUUUACCUAAAGCCGUCAUGAUUUCUCAUAGAAACGUAAUCGCCAACGUCCUUCAAUUCACAACAUACGAAAUCGUCCCGAGGAAAGAGUUGGGCAUCAAGACACAAGCAGUCCUGGGUUUGUUACCCUUCAGUCAUAUAUACGGUCUGGUUGUCAUUGCACACUGUGGAACCUGGCGCGGUGACAGCGUCAUUGUGCUGCCCAAGUUUGAGCUUAAGCAAUUCUUGGAGACUGUCCAACGCUUCAAGAUCAACUGCCUUGCAGUGGUUCCGCCAAUUAUCAUCCAAGUCAUCCGCAAUCCGGAGCUUUGCAAGAAGUAUGAUCUCACAUGCGUGCGCUUCGUCUACACUGGUGCAGCGCCUCUCGGAGCAGAGACGGUGGAGGACCUGAAAAAGCAGUACCCCAAGUGGCACGUUGGCCAAGGCUACGGCAUGACCGAAACCAGCACGGUCGUUUGCACGACAUCCGAGAUCGACAUCGACGUUGGAUCGUCGGGCUCCCUCGUGCCGGGUGCCCGCGGCAAGAUCGUCGAUCCUACGACCGGCGAGGAGAUCACUGAGUACAACAAGCCUGGCGAGCUCCUUGUACAAUCACCCUCGGUGGUUCUGGGCUACCUCCACAAUGAGCGCGCCAACGCCGAAACAUUUGUGUGGUACGACGACGGCCGUUGGAUCCGUACCGGCGACGAGGUCCUGGUGCGCAAGUCGGCCGCCGGCAACGAGCACCUCGUCAUCGUUGACCGCAUCAAGGAACUCAUCAAAGUCAAGGGCCACCAGGUCGCGCCUGCCGAGCUCGAGGCACACAUCCUCACCCACCCGGCUGUGUCCGACACGGCCGUCAUCCAGGUACCCGACGAGCGCGCCGGCGAGGUGCCCAAGGCCUAUGUCGUUCGCGCCACCGGGCACGCGUCCAGGCCCGAGGCCGAGGUCGCGGCCGACAUCUGCAAGUACGUCGAGGAGCACAAGGCGCGGCACAAGUGGCUCAAGGGCGGCGUCGAGUUCGUCGAUGUCAUCCCCAAGAGUCCCAGCGGCAAGAUCCUCCGUCGUCUUCUCCGUGACCGCGAGAAGGAAGCCAGGAGGGCUAGUGGUGCUAAGCUUUGA
Messenger RNA from Colletotrichum graminicola M1.001, 1737 nucleotides. RefSeq names its product AMP-binding enzyme. Bases 1 to 1737 code for a protein of 578 amino acids. NCBI's taxonomy places the organism in Eukaryota, Fungi, Ascomycota, Sordariomycetes, Glomerellales, Glomerellaceae. The transcript is spliced from 6 exons. Gene Ontology annotation, molecular function: CoA-ligase activity. The record is from RefSeq and is a predicted model, not a curated record.